AUGACGUCGACAUCUCUUCCCAAGCCGCGGCUCUUGAUGCCGCGGUACACGGACGCGCAGGUUUUCCGCGUCAUCUCCGCUUUCCUGUCCAGGCGCGAGUUCACCUUCACGCAGAGCAUGCUCGCGAAGGAGGCGGUCGCGAAGGGGCUCGUGAGCGCGGGGGACGGAGACGGCGACGACGAUCUCGGCGACGAGGCGCUCGGCGAGCAUCUUGCGUUCCUUCUCGCACAGCUGGCGGACGAGGGCGGCGAUGAAGACGCAGGAGAGGAGGACGAGACGGGGACGGAUGCCGAUCACCUGGAGCGCGUCGCCGAAGAUGCGGGCGGCGACGACGACCACGACCACGACCACGACAGCGAGCGCGACGGGGAAGAUCGGGAGGACGACGAGCACGAGGGCGAUGCGUUCGCCGCGGACGCCGCGACGGAGGCCACCGAGAUCGACCGCAAGAGCAUCGAGCCCGAAUCGAACGACGGCAGCCGACGCGUGCGCAGGAAAAAGACCCUCGCCAAGGAAGCCGACGAGGCAGCCGCCGACGCGCCCGACGACGAGGAACCCGCCGAGGACGACGCCAUCGGCGACAUACUCGCCGACGACGAGGUGGACGACCUCGAGGACAUCGACGACGACGCGACGCACGGGGCAAACGACGCCGAUGAGGACAAAAACACGACGGCGACGGCGACUACAACCGUCACCAAAACGACCGUCGCCAAACCCGCCGCUUCGGAUGCCCCGACCGACGCCACGGGCGCCAUCACCAACGUGGGCGGCGACGGCGGCGGCGAGGAGGAUGAGGUCGCGCAGCUUCGCGCCGCCGCCGCGAGGACGAGGGUCGGCGGCAACAAGAGCGGCGGCGGUGGACGCGGGGGCGGGGGCGGAAGGGAGAGGGGAUCCCGCGGUUCCCCAAAGCCGGAGCCCCCUCGAGGAUCGCAGGGCGGCUCCGCCGGCGGCGGAGGUCGGCGACCGAGCAACCUCGGCGGCGGCAGGCCCAACAGCGGUUUUCACGGCCCGCCCUUGCCGAACGGGCCGCCCCCGAUGGGACGCGAACCGCCGCACAUGCAGAGGCGCGGUCCGCCGCCCGCGGGCGGGCCCAGGGGUCCGGGCCCGAUGGGGGGCCGGGGUCCGAUGCCGAUGGGGGGGCCGCGCAACGACCCGCCGCCCCGCGCGUUUCCUCCGAUGGACGAUCCGGGCUGGGGACCCGCCGUCGGGCGGGGACGGGGCGGGCGAGGCGGACGCGGGCCUCCGAUGCGCGGAGGCGGACGCGGGCCGCCGCCCGGGCCGCACCAAGGCGGACGGGCCCAGCAAGGUGGCCGCGGGGGCAGGGGAAACCUCGGCGGACGCGGACAGAAGCGCAAAAUGGCAGGCGGAUACUGA
This is a messenger RNA of Micromonas commoda, 1377 nucleotides long. RefSeq lists its product with no specific name. The transcript has a single exon. The record is from RefSeq and is a predicted model, not a curated record. NCBI's taxonomy places the organism in Eukaryota, Viridiplantae, Chlorophyta, Mamiellophyceae, Mamiellales, Mamiellaceae. Bases 1 to 1377 code for a protein of 458 amino acids.